Pseudopipra pipra is the source of this 5485-nucleotide messenger RNA. RefSeq names its product carbohydrate sulfotransferase 10 (gene CHST10). The transcript is spliced from 6 exons. Gene Ontology annotation, biological process: carbohydrate biosynthetic process; proteoglycan biosynthetic process. The record is from RefSeq and is a predicted model, not a curated record. Gene Ontology annotation, molecular function: sulfotransferase activity. Bases 2315 to 3403 code for a protein of 362 amino acids. Gene Ontology annotation, cellular component: membrane. Lineage: Eukaryota; Metazoa; Chordata; Aves; Passeriformes; Pipridae.
UGCACUUUAUCCCAUCAUUCCCAUGAAGACAGCAGUCUUUGGCAAAGUAUGAGUGUUUAUUUGAGGUAGCAGGUUACUCGUGAGCCAUGGGUCAAGCCUGCAACUCUGUGUCUUGAUCUGUGGUUCUUGUUUGUGUUUGCAGUCCCAUUUUUUUCAAUGGAAAACCUGGCAUCUGGCUAACCUGAGGGUUAUGUGACAGUUUGUGCUACCUUCCCUGAGAGGGAAGGACAGAGGAAUGGAUGGAGAGAGGAGUUUUGGGGAUCUUGUGCUCCUAAAAAGUGUAGAAUUGUAAUAAGCGGGAGAAGGAGUAACUGGAAAACUCACUGUGUAUUUCAUUGUGAGCAAAUGGACUACACCUUCAACAUAUUUUUUGCUUCUUCUACUUGUAAAGAAAAAAAUGUUUUAGACAACAAGAAGUAACAGACACUUUUGGAAGCAGAAGGAAACUAUUAUAGAGAAAAAACAGUAGCUUGUACAUGUAUUCACUAGAAAAUAAGUAACAGGAGAGGCGACAGAAAUACAGUAAUAUCAGAAUAAAGCAGGAAGUGCAAUUACCGUAUGUGAAAACAAUAAAAAUAUUAAAGAAGGUAGAGAAAGGGAGACGUAAACACAUUAUUUUAAAAAAAAAAUACUGAUCAUUGCAUUUAAGUGAGUGUAAUGGUUGAGGUACUCCUAUAUAUAAUUUUGAAUAGUCCUGCUUCUUGAGAUCGGUGGUAAGCUGCUGAUACAGAUGUAGUGUAGGAUGCUGGAAGUGAGUAACAGUGCCAGGCAUUGUAGUUACAUUAUGAGAGAUCCUCUGACAAGACUAUUACUUUGAUAAGUAUGGUUGCAGAGUUGCUGUGUGCAUAAAAAAAAAGUAGACAAAGCUGCUUUACAUUUUCCUCUCAGCAUGAACAUAUUGAAGGGUAAUAGUGGUGGUGGUUAUGGAUGUGACUCCAAUUCUACUCCCUUUCUGCUCUCUGAGUCCAGAGAUGCUUCUGGGUGAUUUUGGCUGAAAUGUUCUAUCCCUACAGCACAGGACCUGGCAGCACAGUCCUGUGUAUGCUAAUUGCUUUUCCCAUGUCAUUUAACACAAUUUCUUAGAAAUCCAAUACGUAAAUUACAUAAGGGGAUAUAGAUCAAUAGGCCUUACUGAAUGGUAUGCAUCCAUCACCAUUAUAAAAGUGGGCAGACUAGCAGGGAUGCUAUGAAUGUUGGAGGCUGUUUCUACCCUUCUUAAUGCAGAACAAAUAUACUGAGUUGGACAGAAAGGUCUGGCCCAGACCUUUCAUUAUAUGUCUGAAAAGCCCAUAGCUGAUGGUUAGAAAGAAAUUUCCUCCCGCAGAGUGUCCUCUUAAAGCUUCUGUCAGUCUGCUGCCCUGAACUGAGGUUCCGUUGUUUUUUGAGAGUUGAAUGGUUCUCAUGGCUUAGCAGAGCUACCUAAAAAGCAAAAAUGUCAUUACUACAUUUUUGUGUCUUGAUAUCUGAUCUAAAUUUCCCUCAUCUGUGAGAGUUAGAAAAUUUUUCAAAUGAUCAUUACGUCUGAAAGAUAAACAUCAGUGCUUAAAGUGGGAGAUGGUGGAUGUCAUGGCAGACUGAAAAAUGAGGACCUUUGAGACCUAGUGGUUGUCAGCAUGAAUCUUAGGGCAAGUUUUGUACAAGCGCAAUGGUAGAUAGAGAAUAACUUUUGAACUACUUAGCUGGAAACAGGUCAGUCCUCUGGAAUUCAUGCACGCUCAACUGGCAGUUGGGGAAUUGCAUCAGAAAACAGGCAAUUACAAACGUUGUCUUCAUGGAAGUCACAGCACCUGUAAUUGUCCAAAAGACAAUUGAUGCAUCUUUUUAAGACAGUUGAUGCAUCUUUUUACCUAAAUGUGGUGCUUAUAGGAGAAUGAAACCAUAAAAGAAGAGGAAAAAAAGGAUCUUUCAAAAACCAAGCUGAGAAAAUAAAAUUAGGCCUGAACACUGCCAUCCUUGCUAAAAAUUAUGAUUUUUUUUUUUAUUUGUGAUAUUCUGUUCUUUUCUUCUUCUUACCCAUUUUGCAUACAUCCUUCUGGUCCUAAAUCUGUUUUGAUCUGCUUGUCUGCCUGCACAGGCUUUCAACAUACCCUGAAGACAUUUCACUUCUGUCUGCUACAGUGAGAACCCUUCCUGGAAACAUUUGCAUUGCUGGAAGGCAAAAGCUAGUUGGAAAAGUGAUUGACACCUGUAGCAGUAGUACUGAUGUUGCAGAUGGACAUGCUGAAACAACGUCAAAACCAGGCUUACUUCUGUUAUUGAAGCUUUGUGGGAACAAAGAAGGUGGAAUACUGGAAGCAUCAACUUUAUAUGGCUCAUGCCUGACAACAUGCACCACCAGUGGCUGCUGCUAGCUGCAUGCUUUUGGGUGAUAUUCAUGUUCAUGGUUGCUAGCAAGUUUAUCACGUUGACUUUUAAAGACCCAGAUGGCUACGGUGUCAGGCAAGAGUCAUUGAUACUGACAGCUGUGACAAAAGUGGAGGAGGUACAUGUGCCGGAGGAAAAACAUUGGCCUGAAGAAUUCCAGCCAACUGGAAAAGCUUUUUCUGGAAAUCUGAUCCGCCAGCCCCUGGUUCAUAUGGAAAGACUUGAGCUUCUCAGGAACAUCUGCAGAGACACUGCAUUGAGAGAUCUUUCUCACACUGCAGUUUCCAAAUUCGUCUUGGACCGAAUAUUUGUGUGUGACAAGCACAAGAUCCUGUUUUGUCAGACGCCAAAAGUGGGCAACACUCAGUGGAAAAAAGUCUUGAUUGUUUUAAAUGGGGCAUUUUCUUCCAUAGAAGAGAUCCCAGAAAAUAUUGUACAUGAUCAUGAGAAGAACGGCCUUCCACGUUUGUCCUCUUUCAGUGACUCUGAAAUUAAAAAACGACUGAAUUUAUACUUCAAGUUUUUUAUUGUUAGAGAUCCAUUUGAAAGACUUAUUUCUGCAUUUAAAGACAAGUUUGUGCACAAUCCUCGUUUUGAACCUUGGUACCGGCAUGAAAUUGCUCCCGGCAUCAUUCGUAAAUACAGAAAGAACCGCACAGAGACCAAAGGGCUGCAGUUUGAGGAUUUUGUGCGCUACCUCGGUGAUCCCAAUCACCGAUGGUUGGAUGUUCAGUUUGGUGACCACAUCAUUCAUUGGGUAACAUAUGUGGAACUCUGCGCUCCCUGUGAAAUCACAUACAGCGUGAUUGGACACCAUGAAACCCUGGAGGACGAUGCUCCGUAUAUCUUGAAAGCAGCCGGCAUAGACCACCUGGUAUCAUACCCCACCAUUCCACCAGGCAUAACAGUGUACAACAGAACAAAAGUAGAGCGGUAUUUUUCAGGAAUUAGCAAGAGAGACAUAAGACGCCUCUAUGCACGAUUUGAAGGUGAUUUUAAACUCUUUGGUUAUCGGGAGCCAGAUUUCUUGCUGAACUGACACCUGGGAUAAGCUCUGAAGAAGUGUCUCGUGGAUUCAUCUAAACCUGCGUGAAUACCAGCUGCAAUGUUGACAGAGAAUGACCGUUUGUUUUCUAGCUUUUUGAUGUUGCUCCAUUUUUCAGUGAAAUAUUUGUCAUAUGAACAAGUAGGGGCUUACAGUUGUUGUUUACCGACCAUGUUUUCAGUAUAUGACAUUGCAAUAUGUUAGGAAUGGUGUCUCUGUUAUCUGAAAUACAGAAUUUCACUUUGCCCUUCUCCCCUCCAGGAAAAAAAGAGGGAGAAUAAAUGGGCUGUGAUCUUGCUCUCCUUCUCCCAGACAGAAUGCCAUUUUUGAAAUGUUGUGAAGUAUUUAUAAAGAUGGCAGUUUCCCUGUAGGUUAACUCUGACAUGUGGGUAAACGUGAUGAUUCAUACUCAUGAGGAAGUAGUGUAGUCUCCCAUGAGCUUUGUAAAUGAGAGGCCAGUAUAGGACUAAAAAUUGACAAAAAUUGUCUAGGUUCUGUCAUGUGGCUGCUAUAACUGUAAUGCUGAUCUAAUCCCACUCUUGUUUGUCAAAAAAUGAACCUAAUUAGACAGACGCUUUAGAGGUGUUAAAAAUGGGACUGGUUCCAGACCCCAGUUGUCUCCGUAUUUUUGUCAAGUGUUUACUGUACUUACUACUGAUCUAUUGAGCCUCAUAAUUCUGCUUUUGAUUUUUGAGAUAUUAUUUAAUUCCUGGCUGUGUAAGUUAUCUGAGAACACCAGAUGCAAAUGGAACAUAGAGGAAAUAUGAAACUGCAAGAGGAAAUAUGAAACUGCAAGGGAAACUUCAAGGAAAAAUAAAGUAUCCACUGUAUUUGUGGGAGCACAUAUAGUAAUCAUGAGAUGCUCUCACACAAUAUAACUUGUUUUUAUUUCUAACAGUUAAGAUUAAUAAAGAAGUCACAAAAGCAAGAUGUCAUAUUAAAGAGCUGCUAGAGUUACUUGGAUUAACCAUCUACCUUUUUCUUAUAUCCAACCUUGCUCAAUGUUCAGUACCUCAGAGAAUAGAAAGUUUAUCCCUCUCUGAAAAUCCAUCUCCCUACUGCUAAGGGAGAAAAGAAGACAGGAUGAAUCACUGAUUUUUUUUCAGUGAUUCACUGCCAUGAUGUCCCAACUCAAAAAUGCCCAACAUCUGUGUUACCAGUGCGGUGGGUUGGGUACUUGCCAGGAGUUUGAAUGUCACUUAAAUUUGUGUACCCACUUUAUGUGUUAAAAAAACCCCCAGAACUGAGUGGAUGCAGCCAUCAUAUUUGCCUGUGCUUGCAUUGUGUCUCAUAAAGAGCAGAUUCUUGUUUGAAUUCACCAGCAAGAAAAAUUGGUGUGCUGCCCCCUCAUCCUGCAGGCCAUGAGAGAGAGAGAGACCACGUAUCUGAAAUACAGGAAUUGCUGUCACAGUGAGCAUGUGAACUGUAUUUUUGAAAUCAUAGUCCCAAUAGAGUUAUUUGCAGAUCAGCAUAAUGUUGGUGGCUAGAAAUGCUAAUGAUGGCCAGUGCUAUGGAAUCUGCUUUUAUAUCCAGCCACAGUAUGUCUUUGAUAGCUUCCUGUAUUAACACAAGGAAACAUCUUGCACUUGUGUAAAAGGAAAGCUGUGCCAAGCUGACAUGUGCUGCUACCCACAAAAAGGAAGCCCUGUUGGAGCUCGAAAUGAUUUAAGAAAGAUCUCAAAAGACAAAUUGAAAUAAGGGAGAAUCAUUAACUGGGCAUCAUCAGCAUGAGAACAGUCCAGGGUGGCAAAGCUGGCAGGUAGGAUAUUUUUCAGGAGGAUUUAAAAAAAAAAAGAAAAAAGCAACAAUUACAGUGCCCUAACUUGUUAGUUCUUAACCAAUGAUAAAAAAGAUGUUAACAUCUCCAGGUUUUUCUGUGGUUUUCUUAAUAUGGGAACUUAGCAAAAUGCACUGUUAAACGCAUUUUGGAGCUAAUGACCUGACUGAUUACCUCGCUGCCAAUUUAAAAUGUAACAGUAAAUAAUGUAUAGUAAAUUCAGGCCUUAAAGUUUAAUUCUAAUAAAGAUAAAAUAGACUUGUUUUCCUUUGAAAGCCUAAGCUACUGAUCACACAGAA